AUGCACGAGGCUACAAGUUAUGACGAGUACAUGUUGGCCCUGCGACGGGUGGUGGAACGACAUAUGGUCCCAGACAGACGGUCGACACGAGCGUUAAAGAGUCCGUUGUGGGAUAGCGAUGUUGAGGAAGCCUGGAAAAGGCGUCGAGAGGCAAACAGGGAGCAUCGAAGGAUGGUGCAGUCGUCGGAUACAGAGGCAUGCGCAGCCACCUGGCAGAGAUAUCUUGAACUGAAGCACGAGAUACAGGCAUUGGUGCAGGCGAAAACUGCCGAGUACAACAUGAAACUAUUUCAAUCUCUGCGCGAAGAGGGCAAGAACGCAGCCCAGAAGUUCUGGCAAUAUGUGCAAACACUGGACAGGCGACAACAGAAUUCGCCCCAAUUGAGGUAUGCUGACACCAACCAGCCAGUGGCACAUGUGCGGCAGCACCUGACACGAUACAUCAGUGGACUGUUCGGCUCGACGGGAAAUGACAACGACAGGGAUGCUUCCGCGGCCGCGACACUGCACCCUGCCCUCGGCGAAAGGCAAAAGGAAGCGGAACCGUGCUGUGCGGUGAGCAGUGUGACAGUCAUCCGCGCCUUAGCGCGAAUAAGCACUCGAACUGCAACGGGGCCCGACGAGGUGCCAGCGCGCCUGGUGAAGUGCCUCCGCCCACAGGCUAGGGGGAAGCUUGCAGACCAGCUGUCGAGCAUCCUUUCUGGCGCUGAAAUCCCGAAGGACUGGCGUCAGGGUCGGAUAACAUUGAUCCUAAAGCAAGGCGGCGCGGCGGACCUGCUGCAGAGCUAUCGCCCUAUCAUGGUCACUAGCGUGAUGUACCGAAUGUUUGCCGGUAUCCUAAGGGAAUGGCUAAGUGCCUGGGCUGAGACGAAGAACUUGCUGACGAACUACAAAAUGGGUUUCGUUCGGGUCGUAGAUUGGAGGAUAAAAUUUUCACUCUGA
Rhipicephalus microplus (southern cattle tick) is the source of this 942-nucleotide messenger RNA. RefSeq lists its product as uncharacterized. The record is from RefSeq and is a predicted model, not a curated record. Lineage: Eukaryota; Metazoa; Arthropoda; Arachnida; Ixodida; Ixodidae.